Phyllotreta striolata is the source of this 963-nucleotide messenger RNA. The record is from the annotation of a GenBank genome assembly. Lineage: Eukaryota; Metazoa; Arthropoda; Insecta; Coleoptera; Chrysomelidae.
GUGAACGAUGUGGUUACUUUGACAUUUAACGCUUGACGUUAGAAAAGUGUUUUAUGCUCAAGCUCAGCCAUGAUACACCAAAAUAAACUACAGUGCUGCUUUGGCGACGGGUCUCGUAACUAAAACUUAAAAUUCGUGGGGAUUUUGUGGGGAGUGUACGUGUUAUGUAUAUAACCUAUAUUCUUUCGGUGUGACUCGGUCACACAUUAUUGUUCGAUUUAACCCGCAAUACGACAUCUUGAGACACUACUCAUCAAACAUAAAAUGGUCCUUUGAAGCCCAAUUGAAUGGAAUUGAACGGUGAAAAUUCACCAUAAAGCGACACAUAGCCUACAACAAAAAACGUGUUCAUGACAAGAAAAGCAAAACCAAUGGCAUCGCCUGAGAUGUCAGCCUUAUUUCCACCAUCAACGCGUGUAAAAUUCCCUUCUGCUAAAAAGUUAACCUUAAUUCACGGUCGGCACUUCGUGAAGCUCAAGAAACUGGACAGUCAAGGAUUUGAAUAGUACAUCAUUGCUACAAAGGUGCGUUAUUACAAAAAAAUAAAAUGGAUAGUGUAACCGAUUUACUUUCGGACGAACUUGAUGUAGGUGCCAGACUCAAAUUGUUUACUAAAAAGAGGGGGCAUAUAUGAUCCCCUUUGAAACUUUAAAAAAAUACGUGCUAAGCAUAUCUGAAACACUAAAAUCCAAAUAUGAACUAGACCAAACAACAUUUUUCGAGCUAGAGAAACGAUGGUUAGGGGCUGAAAAUGUAGUGACUCUAAUUUGGACCCCUGGACAUCAGGGAAUAGAAGGCAAUGAGGUAGUUGAUAAUCUAGCCGAAGAGUGGACCAAUGAGCAACAUGGAAGGCAGUUGGAGUGCCCUGUGCAUAGGGUAAACAAUAAGGAUGGUAGGGGGCGGGUGGUUGAUCAUGAAACCGAAGAUAUCACACAUGAACCCCUCUGGCAUUUUUCGCUAUAG